Suncus etruscus (white-toothed pygmy shrew) is the source of this 480-nucleotide messenger RNA. RefSeq names its product 40S ribosomal protein S26-like. The transcript has 3 exons. Lineage: Eukaryota; Metazoa; Chordata; Mammalia; Eulipotyphla; Soricidae. The coding region runs from base 1 to 480 and encodes 159 amino acids. Gene Ontology annotation, molecular function: mRNA binding; structural constituent of ribosome. The record is from RefSeq and is a predicted model, not a curated record. Gene Ontology annotation, biological process: translation. Gene Ontology annotation, cellular component: cytosolic small ribosomal subunit; ribosome.
AUGCUGGCGGCGGCCCGAGCAGGGAUGCGGGCGGGAGGCGCGCUGCUCCCCAAGACUCGGACCCGAGGGGUGCGGCUGGUCCCGCCCCGACAAGUGGCUGUGUCCCCAGACCCGGGGGAGGAGCGUGCGAUCAAGAAAAGAAGGAACAAUGGGCGAGCCAAAAAGAGACAUGAGCAGCCAAUUCACUGCACCAACUAUGCCCGGUUUGUGCCCAAGAACAAAGCUAUUAAGAAGUUUUUUGUCAUUGGAAACAUCAUAGAGGCCACUGCCAUAAGGGACAUUUCUGAAGUGAGCGUCUUCAAUGCUUAUGUACUUCCCAAACUGUAUGUGAAGUUACUCUAUUGUGUGAGUUGUGCAACUCAAAGCAAGGUAGUAAAGAAUCGCUCUCUUGACGCCUGCCAGGAUCAAACACCUCCACGGAGGUUCAGACCUGUGAUUGCUGCCCCAACACCUCCACCAAAACCUAUGCAAAGCAGCUAA